AUGAUCCACGAUGUCUUCACGGUGCGGCCCUAUUUCCGAGCCAACUCUAGUACAGUAUUUCAGUGCUCUCUUUUCAGGGUUUCCGAAAGACCAGAAGCAACUCAAAUCUGUGACCUGUCUGAGAAUUCAGAUAAAUCAAGUGCCGAAAGUGAUUCGGAGACUGAACCUGAGCAGGCCUCAGUGUAUCACAAACUGCUGGCUACAUUGAAGACCUCUCCUGAGUCUGAGAGUGAAGAUGAUGAUGAUGACGAUGAUGAAAGUGAAUCGGAAGAAGCUGGGGAAAGUGGCACAGAAGUGGACAGUGAAGAGUACCAAGAGAAUGGAGAAGCAGAAGGUGGUGAAGAAGAUGAGAAUGAUAUGCCAGAUAAAGAAGCUGCAGCAGGGCAGACACUUGGUGAGGAGCAGGCUGAUGGUGCAGACGUGUCACAUGACCCUAGACAUGGAGUAAUUGAGGAGUUCACUGAUGUGAAACAUGAAUCUGAAUUCAGCUUGGAAAACAAUUUCAUGGAAGAGGAGAGUGGAGAUCACGAUGCAGAUGAGAGAAGGAGCAGCACCACACAAGCCUCUUCAGAAGACCCAUUUAAGCAACAUAUGGACAAAGAAAUGGAAGAAAAAGAAGUAGAAAAAAUGUCUACACUUUCUAAGUCUUCAAGUCAAAUAAAGUGGCCAAGGCUGGGCCAGCUAACUUUUUCAUCCACUUUGGAGAAACAGAAAACCUUAAAGCCAGACAAAGAAGUUGAUAUGAAGCAGCUUCAUCUUCACAAGCCUUUAGAGGUCACUUGGCCAAAAGUGAACAAACAGUUGCUCUCCUCGCUGAACAAAUCGUAUGAUUCCUGUUUUACUCCGCUACAAAGAGAGCUCUUCUGCAUCAUGAAUACAUACAGGGACUUGUUCUAUCCAGAAAGCACUGCUUUAACAAAUGGAGAAGAAAUUCGCCUUGCUUAUUGCCUGCAUGCACUGAACCAUGUCCUGAAGGCAAAUGCCCAGGUGCUUAGCAAUAAUGCUAAACGAAGGGACCGAAAGCCAGGGAUUGAUACUGAUGAAUACAGAGAUCAAGGACUCACUAGACCUAAGGUACUGAUGGUGGUGCCCUUUCGGGAAUGCGCGUUGCGAAUUGUGCACAACCUCAUCAGUCUCCUGGAAGUGAACAGUGACAAAAAAAUAGAUGUGAGCAAUAAGAAGCGCUUCAAGGGGGAGUUUGGCUCUGACCCAGAAGAGAAGCCCCCCAACCUGAAAAGACCCGAAGACUAUGAAGCUGUCUUUGCUGGCAACAUCGAUGACCACUUCAGAAUCGGGGUUGCGAUUCUCCAAAAGAGCAUGAGGUUGUACGCGCCGUUUUACUCCUCAGACAUCAUCAUUGCCUCUCCCCUGGGCAUGAGGACUGUUAUUGGCGCGGAGGGAGAGAAGAAAAGAGAUUUUGAUUUUCUGUCAUCUAUAGAAAUUCUCAUAAUUGACCAAGCAGAUAUUUACCUGAUGCAGAAUUGGGAACAUGUUCAGCACCUGAUGAAGCACACGAACCUCCUGCCUCUGGAUUCCCAUGGGGUAGACUUCUCCCGAGUGCGCAUGCUGAAUCUCAAUAACUGGUCCAAGUACUACCGUCAGACACUGCUCUUCAGUGCUCUUCCAGAUCCCCAGAUUAACUCCAUCUUCAACAAGCACUGCUUCAAUUACAUGGGCCAGGUAGCCGUCCGGAACAUACCGCAGAUCGGCUCCAUCAGCCAGGUUGUGGUGCAGCUUCCUCAUGUGUUCCGGAGGCUGGAAGUUGAGAGCUUAACUUCAGUAAUAGAUAGAAGGUUCCAGUUCUUCAUUGACAAAGUUUUGCCUGAGUACCGUGACGCCAUCAUGUCGCACACACUCAUCUAUGUUCCAUCAUAUUUUGACUAUGUGCGUCUUCGAAAUUACUUCAAGAAAGAGGAGCUGAAUUUUGUCCACAUUUGUGAAUACACUAAAAAAGGUGGCAUCUGCAGAGCCAGGCGUUUCUUCCUCAAAGGAGAAAAGCAGUUCUUACUGCUCACUGAGCGCUUCCACUUUUACAAAAGGUACACAAUAAAAGGCAUUAAGAACCUCAUUUUCUACGAGUUACCAACCUAUCCCCACUUCUACAGUGAGAUUUGUAAUAUGAUGAAGGCUACAGACAGUGGAGUGGAUGCCACUUGGACCUGUACUGUCCUCUAUUCCAAGUAUGAUGCUCAGAAAUUGGCUGCUGUUGUUGGCAUAGAUCGCACAGCUCAAAUGCUACAGUCCAAAAAAAAUGUGCACCUCUUCAUUACAGGAGAAAAUGAAUAAACAACUUUGCAAUCUAGAGCCUGGGUGGACCUGGAUUUUGCUGCCUUGCAUCUGGAUAAGAUACUUUUUGAUGCUGCUUUUUAACAAAGUGUUCAUUUUCUAUUUCUUUUACUAAUUAUCUUGUUGAAAUGCUUCUUUAUAGUAUUAAAAUUUAUUCUAGUCCAACAUGAAAAGGGAAGAUACUAUUCAAAAAAGCAGUAGAUGGCCAGUUUCUUCUGUGUGUAAACAAAAUCAAUUCAAAAUUCCUCUCCACUGACUUUUGUGUUUAAACUCACUGUUCGGUGAAGAUUGGUGGUGUUAAGAUGCCUUUUGAUUUGAUUCUUCCUCUUUUCAGGUAUAGUAAACUUGCCUCCUUUCAUCAAAGGCACUUUUCCCUUUUAAUCCGGGGAAGAAUUUACCCCUUGCACAAUAAGCAGUGCCUCAGUAAGGGAGGUGCAGGUGAAGCCUCAGCAGCCCCCACAUCCUGAUGAAUGAUGUCGAGCCAUUUGCCUCGGCUCGACCGAUGAACGUGCUCGGGUGGCAACUGGUUUGGCAUUUUUCCUGAGCAACCUAAAUACAUCUGCCUGCUAUUUAAAAUACUUAUUGCAGUCCCACUAAUGGGUCGGUUUCAGUAGAGAUACAUAUGUGGUAUUUAUAUA
Nothoprocta perdicaria is the source of this 2924-nucleotide messenger RNA. Its product is annotated as digestive organ expansion factor homolog. The record is from RefSeq and is a predicted model, not a curated record. Gene Ontology annotation, cellular component: small-subunit processome; nucleolus. NCBI's taxonomy places the organism in Eukaryota, Metazoa, Chordata, Aves, Tinamiformes, Tinamidae. Bases 1 to 2286 code for a protein of 761 amino acids. Gene Ontology annotation, biological process: maturation of SSU-rRNA from tricistronic rRNA transcript (SSU-rRNA, 5.8S rRNA, LSU-rRNA). Gene Ontology annotation, molecular function: rRNA binding; U3 snoRNA binding. The transcript is spliced from 12 exons.